UUGAAGUUCUAAAUUUCUUGCUGUUUCUGAUUUACCAUUCUAAAAGGUUGAGGCAUUCUAGGGAAUCAGUAUAAAAGCACGGCCCUUGCUCUCAAGGGCCUUUAAAUCUAUCAGUCCUGUCUUUUAGAAAUAAAUUAUGCACAGCAAAUUGAGGGAAGCUUUAAGGAAGUAUAGAAAAGGCCGGGGUUAGUAUGCUGAACGUAGCGUGUGGAGAGGAGAAGAGUAGGCCAGGCAUGCGUGGGGGAGAGCGCAGGCCCUGGUAUAGGAGAGGAGCGGGCUGGUUUGGCUGGAGGGGCUGCGCGUGAGAGAUGGUUAGGGCCACACUGGGAAGCACCUGUUCUGCAGGAGAUGAAAAAUGUGGUCCCACAGCAAACUGACAGUGUCCGUGCUUAAUUUUUAAGGUACAAAUCUUGUACUGUAUGUCAUUGACGCCUCACGGUAAGGCGAGCAGUGUACUGUAUCUAUUUUACAGAUGAGAAACUGGGGGCUCAGUAAGAUUAAGGGCAAAACAUCAGAAGCCGGAGCUUGACUCACACUCGGUCUGUCGGAUUCUAGAGCCUAUCCUGCUUCUGCGGUGAUGCUGCGUCACUUCUCUCGUCAGGUUUCCUACUUAUAAAAGACAAUGACUACUGAUGAAGCUGCCAAGAACAGUGGAGAAAGCCCAGCAGCCACUGUUGCUGAACAGGGAGAGGAUGUCACCCCCAAAAAAGACAGAGGGGUAUUAAAGAUUGUCAAAAGAGUGGGGAAUAGUGAGGAAAAACCAAUGAUUGGUGACAGAGUUUACGUCCAUUACAAAGGAAAAUUGUCAAAUGGAAAGAAGUUUGAUUCCAGCCACGAUAGAAAUGAACCAUUUGUUUUUAGUCUUGGCAAAGGCCAAGUUAUCAAGGCGUGGGACAUUGGAGUGGCCACCAUGAAGAAAGGGGAGAUCUGCCAUUUGCUCUGCAAACCAGAAUAUGCAUAUGGCAUGGCUGGCAGCCUCCCUAAAAUUCCUGCUAACGCAACUCUGUUUUUCGAGAUUGAGCUCCUCGAUUUCAAAGGAGAGGAUUUAUUUGAAGAUGCAGGUAUCAUCCGGAGAAUCAAACGAAAAGGAGAGGGAUACUCCAACCCAAAUGAGGGAGCAACAGUAAACAUCCACCUGGAAGGCCGCUGUGGCAGGAGGUUGUUCGAUUGCAGAGAUGUGGUAUUCGUUGUUGGUGAAGGAGAAGACCAUGACAUUCCCAUUGGAAUUGACAAAGCCCUGGAGAAAAUGCAGCGGGAAGAACAAUGUGUUUUACAUCUUGGACCACGAUAUGGUUUUGGAGAGGCAGGGAAGCCUAAAUUUGGCAUUGAACCUAAUGCUGAGCUUAUAUAUGAAGUUACACUUAAGAGCUUCGAAAAGGCCAAAGAAUCCUGGGAGAUGGACACCAAAGAAAAACUGGAGCAGGCUGCCAUUGUCAAAGAAAAGGGAACUGUGUACUUCAAGAUCUUAAAUCUCCAGAUGCAAGAAAAUAAAAACCACACUUCGCUCGGUUCUAAUUGGAGUGCUCUUCCCGGUGCUCGCCUGCCCCCAAGACUGCAUCUUCUGCACAGCAAGCAGGAAGGGCUUGACGGAGGCAAGUACAUGCAGGCGGUGAUUCAGUACGGGAAGAUAGUAUCCUGGCUAGAGAUGGAGUACGGUCUGUCAGAGAAGGAGCUGAAAGCAUCUGAAUCCUUUCUGCUUGCUGCUUUUCUGAACCUGGCCAUGUGCUACCUGAAGCUCAGAGAAUAUGCCAAAGCUGUGGAAUGCUGUGACAAGGCCCUCGGACUGGACAGUGCCAACGAGAAAGGCUUGUACAGGAGGGGCGAAGCCCAGCUGCUCAUGAAUGAGUUCGAGUCAGCCAAGGGAGACUUCGAGAAAGUGUUGGAAAUCAAUCCCCAGAAUAAGGCCGCCAGACUGCAGAUCUCCGUGUGCCAGAAGAAGGCGAAGGAGCACAAUGAGCGGGACCGAAGGAUCUACGCCAACAUGUUCGAGAAGUUUGCGGAGCAGGAUGCAAAGGAAGAGGCCAGUAAAGCAUUGAGCAAGAAGACUUUAGAGGGAGCCAGCAGUGAAAAGGGGACAGAAAGUAAAACAAUGGAGGAAGGGAAACCUGAAGGCCACCUAUGAUGCCACGCCAAGGAGGGAAGAGAUUCCAAAGAACUCAGCCCCUCCACCUUGGGCGCUCACCCAACUCAGGACUAAACAGUGUUUAGUGUAACGUUUGUUAUAGUCUGUGUGAUUCUGGAAGCAAACAGCACAACCAGUAGCUUCCCAAAAACACCCACCCUGCUGCUGCCCUGUGGAUUCACUGAGGGCUGGCGUGGGACCACUCCAGGUGGGGCGACAGCAAGGCUGUGGGCGCAGAUAGUGCCAGCGGCCUCGGUCCAGCUCAUUUCAGUUUGUCAGCUCUCAGUAUCCACUGCGGGACCUCUUGAGGUGAUGCUAACAAUUCGGCGUGGAUAGAUUUUACAUUUGAACUUUUUUUUUUUUUUGGUAACAGGGAUCGAACUCGACCUUGUGCUUGCAAGGCAGGCAGUGGUGCCACUGAGCUAAAUCCUGGGCCCUACGUUUGAACUUUAAUAGCACUGCAGAAAACUUUAAAAAAAAAACACGUAAAGAAAUUCUCCUCUCCUAAGGGCAGGAGGGUGAGGGUGACUGAAGUGCUGUGAAAGCAGCUGGUUGCAUCUUCACCAACAGAACCGCAGCAGAGGGGCCAGGGGUCCCUUCAGUCCCACACAGUGUCACAGACUCAAAGCCAGAGCCUCGGAGGCCACUCGCUUGCUGAUUGGCUGCUUCCCAGCCCCUGCCCAGCCGGCAUCCGCUGAGCGGGAGUCCUGCCGCGUGCGAACACCUAGAGGGUGGGGAAGGCGAGGCCAGGGCAGGAGUUCCUGGAUUAGCUCCCCUGUUUGGGGUGAAAUUUGGAGGUGCUGAAAUGUGAGAAGAGGAGUCAGAAUUGCGCUUUAUCUUCCCUUGCUGUUCUUCUUAGGAAGUAAUGACAGUACCUCGUACUUCCUGCCAGCUUUGCUGCUAUUCAGCUUGUUUCCAUUCUAAGCCUUGCUAUGAAGGGUUUAAGACUUGUUCUUAUGCUGUCUCUGACCUGGAGUUGAUUUAUGUACUUAUCCAUUAGGGUCUAUGCGGAUUUCAUGUCCUUUUUUUUAAUUAUUGGCUCAUAAACAUGUGUGUUGGUUUAUGGAACUUUACACUCCUCUAUCACACAAAAAUCGUUUCGACUUUUUACAGCUUAGUCUCUUCAUUUUUUUAAAGGUCUGUGGGGUUGGAAAGUAUUUGGUCUGUACCUGCCGGGUUUCAGACAGACGCUCCAUCUUCCUGUGCUGCUCGCCGCUCUGUUCCGGUUAGUAGUGAAAAGGUGACACGGCUUCCUGUGCGGGUGCAGUGAACCUAAAUCCCCAGUACCUGGGCACUGACUUAGAGCGAGUCCUAAGUGGCCUUUCGGGGAAGCACAUGGGACUGAGCGUGGCCUUCUUCCUGCACCUAAGACAGACUCAGGAGCGCAUCUGUCCACCAGAGGAACCAUUUGCCUAAACCAUGAACACCUCACUUUCUUAGGUCCUAAAGAACACUGGCAGUUACCCUUUUGAUUUGGUUUUAUUUUUAUGGUUUUAAGGAAAUAUUUUCAUUACCGUUAGGACCUUAAAAUCUAAAAAUCAAGUCGUUUUCUUUCAUCCCAGUCUUCUCUGUGGAACAAAUGGAAUUAAAUCAUGAGGUUUUGCCUUCAAUGAUAACUAAAACUCUGUAAUUUCCCAUUUACAUUUCUAUCUUUCAUGCAGUAUUUCUUUAAAGUCCCUCUCUUGCUUAGGAAAUAUGAAAAGCAGAAGUGAUUUUUGCUUAUUUGCUUAGCUGUUCAGUAUUUUCAGCUCUAUUGACUGGAGCAUAAUUUCAAUGAGGCCACUGAGAUUUGAGCCUGAAAAGGUUACUUUAGCUUUUUGCAGGUAGCAAACGAGAAACUGUCCUGAAAAAUCACGUGACCUGGUCAGCUGCUUCCCAAGUGUGUGUCCUGGGCCAUGAGGCCCAUGAGGCGGGUGUGUCUGAGGGGUGAGUGGCUCCAUCAGGUGACGACAAGGGUGCCUGUCACCACUUGAGAAGAGAAACUUCGUAUGUUCUUGUAUCAAAUUCAUAUUCUUACACAGUUUGCAUAGAAAUCAAAAGAUUGUCUUCAAAGCAGUGUUAGAUUGCAUACAGAGUGGUCAGCAUAUGAAAUUAAAAAUUGGUUUAAAAGAUCAUUUAGAUGCACUAUUUUGUUCCUUCAAUAAAUUUUUUUAAAUGUUAUUUUCCAUCGUCCUUGUUUUUGCUUAGUCUUCAGGAAAGCUUUGGUUGGAAAACCAUGAGGGGGCCACCUUGAGGACAUGAGGCAUCAGAGCCCCAGCAGGUGACAGUGCCUUCCCUGCUCUGGCACAAAGCCUGAGGCUAGCCCUGGGGCCAGGGCAGUGGGAUAACGUGUCUUUGUUAAGAUGAACCAAAUAGGCAAAAGGGGUUGUUUCCAUGAACUGGCAGAUAUUCUACCUUUUAAAUGAUUUUAAGAUAGAUGCGAUUUGGGAAGUGAAAUUUAUUCAAGUUUUUUUGAGGCAGGGACUCCCUUGUAGUUCAUGUUAGUUGGGUUUGUUUGUUUGUUUUUUUUGUUUUUCCGGGAUCAAACUCAGGUCCUUGCGCUUGCAAGGCAGGUGCUGGAACCACUGAGCUAAAUCCCCGGCCCGGGAAAUGAGAUUUAAUUGUACCCUUUAAUAAAUAUGUGGAACGUAAGCGAACCCGUCUUGGGCGAUGCCCAUGUUGAGCAUGUUUUGCUUUUCUUGCAUAGUGCAUUGCAUCAGAUACUCAUCCUGCCGAACUCCAAAGGCCUGAGGAGAAGCUGUCGGCUGCACCCGUGAGUCCUGCUUUCCACACUGCACAAGGUGCGGCGGUGCGGGGAGGGCAGCGCACCUUCUGUAGGACCCUGUGGUCGGUGCAGGUUCUUUAUUCCAAGUUCUUAGCUUCAUCUCUGUAUUUGAGUUCCUCUCCUCCCUCUGUGGUGUUAAAGUAUCUGUUAAUGAAAUAACACAUUAUCUGCUUUUUUUGCCUAAGCGAAAAGUCAGUUGUCUGGUUCAUAGCAUCAGCAAUCAAUGAAUGACCCAUUUUUUGGUGGUGCUGGAGACUGGACCCAAGGCCUCAUGCUGGUGAGACAGCUGCUGUGUGUGGAGCUGCAGCCCAGGAGAAGCGCUGCGGCUGCGUGCACUUGACCUUCACAGCGCUGCGGACCCAUCCUUCACUGUGGGCCACUGGAGCCCUCUGUUCUCUGAAACCAUCAGCUUCAUUGGUGACAAAAUUCACGGGAUUUAGGAUUAGUUCAUGAAAAUCCCAAUGCUCAGAAUGCCCCAACCUGGUCACUCACGCAUCUGCACAGCCGUGACUGACAGGAGUGUGCAGGAGGGGACAUUCUCUCGCGGCUGGAACCUGGGAGGCCUCCGGGCUCGCCUUCAGGCGCAUCUGGCCGAUUUCGGAGGAGCUUGGGGAUGCAUAUGAAGAGAAAACAGGCCCAGGAUGCAGCUCAGCGGUUCUGCUGCCUGCCUCGCAAGCACAAGGACCCGAGCUCAAUCCCCGGUACCAAAAGGAAAAAAAAAGAUGCAAUAGUCUCAGCCACUUGCAUUGUUUAUCAUCGUGACCUUAGUAUGGUGCAGGAAGGGCAUCCCGUGCGUAGCUAAGGAAACCUCUGACGGCUUCCGCGUGGAAACAGCUGCAGCCUGUGGAGGAGGUGGUCUGAGCACAGCCCACAGCGCAGCAGUCCUCCGUCUCCUGAAGCUGAUGAAACCCUGGAAGGUUGAGCAUGGGGUGGACCCUGCAUGCGACACAGCCGGCCCUCGGUGACCAGGUCACCUGGCGUCCUUGCACAGAUCCAAGGUCGGAUGUUUUCUGGCUUCAGGGGUCACUGCACUGGCAUGGGGAUGGGGUCGUGGUCUGCAGACUUACCGGACACUGGGUGGACUCGGGACGCGCAGCACUUCGGAAUAAAGCUGACGUGGGUAUCUCGCCCGAGUCGAGGAGGCCAUCUCUUGCUUCUAAGCAGGCCCUGCUUAAGGCAGAUCGGGGAGUGGGCGCUUGUCUUUCCAGACCUCUUGCUGGGUCUCAGGGCCUCACCGCGUGCCCCUCAGAACCUGACGGGAGCAGGCAGAGGCAGCUGCUGUCCCACUCUGCUCACUUGGAGCAUCUGUUCAAUAUGGGUGACUGGAGGGAUCCUGGUUUUUCCUUCACAUAAACUGGGGGCCAAGAUCGCUGGUGCUGCAUACCCACUGACGACAAGGGUAGGGCAGGCAGCUCCAAGAACGGCGCACAGGAAAAGCCCUGCGGCCACGGUGUAACUGGUCAUCACUGCCACCUAGAACUCCUCCUCCUGUGUGCCAGGCGUAUCACCUCUACAUGGACCUCCCAGAGGGACACAGGAUGUGGCUGUGCUAUCAUUCCCACGUUCAGAAUCACACAAGGUCAUGCCCUGGCUAAGCCAGGUCAGAGGGGAGGGAUUCUGAUCAUCUUCCCCUCUUGGCUUAGUUGACACCUUAUCCGUACACAAACGACUGAGCCUUCUUGAGAUGUUAAAUAUCCUUAGCUUGGGCCCUUUAGGGUCUGUGUCCUCAUAACCCCUUGCUCUAGGCACUGUGGUUUGACUUAAAGUCAUCUCCCUGAAGUUUCUGUCUAAAAUCAGGCCAGAAGAGCAGGCAGUUAAUGAUAAGACUUGGGUACCUGGCUAACCUGCUAACCUGAUGGGAGGUCUUUGUGUUGUGUCUGCUCACGAUGUUUCCACACUGAGGGCUCCUCAUUUUUUUUUUCAGUCUAAAAAUUUAAACUCACCUGUGCACUGUCACCCUCUGUAUGGACCAAACUCUUCCUAAAAAUGACAGUAGCCUGUACAUGUAGAUAGUACAGUGUGAUUGUGCCCUUCAGAGACCCAGGGACUCCUCCAUGACGUCGCCCCCAGCAUCCACACCUCGGCACCGUUGUCCUCUAGUGUGUAGUAGGUGCUCAGCUGGCUUCCUGGCUUUUUUUUUUUUUUUUUUUUGGUGC
Messenger RNA from Fukomys damarensis (Damara mole-rat), 7042 nucleotides. It is a transcript of the gene Fkbp5, whose product is annotated as FKBP prolyl isomerase 5. Gene Ontology annotation, molecular function: protein binding; peptidyl-prolyl cis-trans isomerase activity. Bases 623 to 2122 code for a protein of 499 amino acids. NCBI's taxonomy places the organism in Eukaryota, Metazoa, Chordata, Mammalia, Rodentia, Bathyergidae. The record is from RefSeq and is a predicted model, not a curated record. The transcript has 12 exons.